AUGGACAGCACAGCAAGAGUCACAGAGAUGGACGAUGACAAAGGUCUUGAAGCCAAAAUGGAACCAGACAGUAUCUUACCCACGGCUCCCAAACCGGCAGAGAGAAUCAUGUCAAAACCAGCACCUUCACCUAGCACCCCGACCACUGACCGCGAGCAACUAAAUGGGAGCAACACCACCACCAGCAGUGGUAGUAGCAAGAGUAAGAUAGAUGUUUCCAGUGUCACAGGUGUCACUGCUCCGGAGGGCCUCUUCUCGGCAGAGAUGGUGGUUUUCGACUCGAGAGGCGAGUGUCUCCUGGACGAGGGCGAGUACUCCAUCCUCAUGCAGAAAUGUCCGGAGAAAGACGCCGCAGAGGGGCCACCUCGUCUCUUUACCUUCUCCCCGCUCAGCUGGACCACCGUGUUUGGAGCCAGUGACCAGGAGAAGGCAGAGGAGUCUGAGAACAUGAUGUUGAAGUUCUCACUGGGCUGGAGCCGCGGUCCACCCAAACACAGGCUGAUCUCAGAGCUGGAGACUGCCCUGGACCUCCAGAGAAUCAGGAAUGAUUAUUUUGCCCCAUCACCCUCACAAUCUCAAAAUUCUUCGAAAGCCGUGUCCCCCGUGACCAGCAACAGCCCUCGUGAAGCUGACAUGACACAGUCGACGAUCCCAGUACCACCAGAACAGUCGCAUGCGUUGCAACCAGAGACAGGAGGCCCUAUGCCCACUGACUCUGGCUGUGUGGACGAUGGAGGAGAGGAGGGGUGUGUGGCUGGAAACGAGGGGGAAGAAGCCAGGGGUGAGGCACACGUGGACAGAGAAGCAAACGAGAUGGGAGGGGAGGAAUUGGCCGAGCGAGACCGCGGGAAGAGCAGCAGUAGGGACGAAAUUGAAGAGUAUUUCACAGCCACUGAGGCCUCUGCUUCAUCGUCUGUGGCGGACUCGACAGAGCUAGUCCGCUGUCGCCCGUCCCUUCCUCCCCAAACACCGUCAUCCACGGCCAACACGAGAGACGAAGAGAGAAGAGGAGGCAGAGAUCAGAUCAUGGCGUACAACUUUCUCUACAACAAUAACGCCCAGCAGCAGACCGAGUCGGGAGGGACCAUGCAGUGUCCCUGGUGCUCCCUAGUCUGCUGCAAUCUCUAUAGCCUCCUCAAACACAUGUCCCUCUGCCACCCUCGGUUCAUCUUCACCUAUACCCCAAUGCAGCAGGGAGGCAGUAUGAUAGACGUUCAUGUGAACAAGCUCUACGAGGCCGGGCAGACCUCUAUGGACCAGGACCCCGUGGAGCGGAGUGGGAUGAGUCUGAGACAGCGCUGGAGAGGCCCCCUCAAAUGCCUCCCCUGUACUGCCGUCCUCGUCGAGAGGCAAUUCUACCACUCUGGCACCUGCCUGCCCAUGGUCCCUGAAGAGAUUGAUGCUGACAGCGAGGCUGAGCUGGAGUUAAUCAGCAGAUGGCAGAAGACCUGCAGCCAAAAGAUGAUAGAUGAGUUUACAGAUGUCAACAAGGGAGAGAAGGAAAUGAUGAAGCUCUGGAACCUCUUUGCCAUGGAGCAUGGGAUGAUAGCUGACAAGCAUAUUCCCACCGCUUGUGUCAAGUUUGCAGAAGAAAAAGGCUCGGAAAUCUUGCAGAAAAACCACGUCAACAGUUUUCUGGCUCACCUGGUGAGCCUGUGUCAGUUUGGCCUCAUCAGUCUCCCAGUCAUGAAGACCUCCAUGGACAUUCUUAAUGCCAAACGGCCAUUUUCCUAGCACCACCCCUCGCCUCACUCCCUGCUCUUCCACAACACCACAGGGACCCUGUUUCUUUCUCCUGAAACGAAGUCCACUCCUACAUGUGCUAUAAUAAUAACAAAUUUAUAUAUUAUUCCUCUCUCCUAGGUCUAAUAUUAACAAAAAGUUGGUCCUAUUCGUUUAUUUUCUGACAUUUUAUGAUAGAGCCUGAUGACCAUCUUGCUAUAACGUAUUGUGACCAUGGGAUUUUUGCUGCCUUGACAAUCAAUAGGUUGUGCGAGCUGGUGUUAGUUCUAGCUAAUGCAUGCACUCACCUAUACCUAUAGGACAUAGAACCCACAGCUUAAUUUUGCUUGCUACCCAAGGCAAGUGUGUAACUAUACGAAAGUCUACAUCGUAAGAAGUGCCUGGGCCUGUUUGUUGUUGUUUACAAACGUGUAAUCACAUUAGAAGAAUCUAUUUUGGUUUCUUCUCUAUCACUUGUGCGUCUUGUUAGCCAGACAUGGAAUUGUGGAAUCGAGAGCAGCGUG
Geodia barretti is the source of this 2246-nucleotide messenger RNA. The record is from the annotation of a GenBank genome assembly. Lineage: Eukaryota; Metazoa; Porifera; Demospongiae; Tetractinellida; Geodiidae.